Cannabis sativa is the source of this 4050-nucleotide messenger RNA. RefSeq lists its product as uncharacterized. Gene Ontology annotation, molecular function: DNA helicase activity. The transcript has 5 exons. Lineage: Eukaryota; Viridiplantae; Streptophyta; Magnoliopsida; Rosales; Cannabaceae. The record is from RefSeq and is a predicted model, not a curated record. Gene Ontology annotation, biological process: DNA repair; telomere maintenance. The coding region runs from base 1 to 4050 and encodes 1349 amino acids.
AUGGAAGGACGUGUACAAAUACCAUUGUUGAAAGAAGCACCCCCUUUUCUCAAAUAUCUCCUUCAAGACGACUCUGGGCAAAAAGGAGUCAAAUUUAGGAAAAACAUAAGGACUUACAACUCGAUGUUUGCAUUCACAUCAAUGGGAGGCCGAAUUGAUAGGUCAAUCAAUCAAUCAAAAGGCCCUUAUGUUUUUCGGAUCAACGGCCAAAAUUAUCAUCACAUUGGUUCAUUAUUGCCAGAAGAUGGAAGAAGACCACAAUUUGCUCAACUCUAUAUAUAUGAUACUGACAAUGAGAUCGGAAAUAGAAUAAACACAAUGUUGAACCAUGAAAGAAAGACAGAAAUUGAUCAUGAAGUAGUUGUUGAAUUAUCUAAAAUGUUAGACCAAAAUAAUAAUUUGGUCAAAUCAUUUAGAAUGGUGAGGGAUAGAUACAAAGAACAACCAGAAUCUACAUUCCGUUUACGGCUCCUACAAAGCAGGACUACCGAUGGUCGUCAAUACAAUAUGCCAACAGUUUCUGAAGUAGCAGGGUUAAUAGUGGGUGAUUUCACUGAAGCAAACUAUGAACGUGAUGUUAUUGUAGAGCAUCGAACUAAUGGACUUCAAAGAAUAACAGAUUUACACCCAAGCUUCAUGUCUAUGACAUAUCCAUUGAUACACCCUUAUGGUGAAGAUGGAUACAGACUUCACAUACCUUUCAGAGCCGUAACAGAAACAACUUCCAAAAGGAAACAAUUAACAAUGUUGCAAUACUAUUCAUUUAGGUUCCAACAAAGAUUAAAUGAGGGACACACCCUACUUCGAGCCGGUAGACUAUUGCAACAGUACAUAGUUGAUUCUUACAUGGCAAUUGAAGAAGAAAGAUUUCGCUAUGUACGAAAGUACCAAAAUAAACUAAGAACUCACCUUUACUCUGGUUUAAUGGAUGCUAUUCAUCGAGGUGAUUCAGAUUGUACAAAAGUCGGAAAAACAAUUAUCCUGCCUUCAUCACAUACAGGGGGACCACGAUAUAGAGCACAAAAUUAUCAAGAUGCAAUGGCUAUUUGUAAAUGGGCAGGAUAUCCUGAUUUGUUCUUAACUUUCACUUGCAACCCAAAAUGGCCAGAAAUAAAGGAUAUGCUCAAUUUAAUUGGACAGAAAGAUGAUGAGAAUCGGGUUGAUAUCAUAUGCAGAGUCUUUCAGAUAAAGUUAUUCCAACUAAUGCAAGACCUCAAACAAGAACAACCGUUUGGAAAAAUAAUUGCAUGUGUCUACACAAUUGAGUUCCAGAAAAGAGGUUUACCUCAUGCACACAUACUACUUUUCUUGGAUCCAACAAUGAAAAAUCCUUCGGCAGCCCAUAUUGAUAAAAUAAUAAGUGCAGAAAUCCCAGACAUCAAUGUCGAUCCUGAUGGCUAUAAUGCAGUAAAAAAGUUUAUGAUUCAUGGACCAUGUGGAAAGCUCAAUGCAAAUUCUCCAUGCAUGAUGAAAGACAAGUGCACGAAACAUUUCCCCAAAAAAUUCAAUGAUCAAACUACAAUCGACAUAGAUGGAUUUCCAAUCUACAAAAGGAGAAAUACAGGUAUUCAUGUUGAAAAGAAACAUGUCUUAUUAGAUAAUCGUUACGUGGUCCCUUAUCAUAGAAACUUAAUAGUCAAAUUCGAUGCACAUAUUAAUGUCGAGCUUUGCAAUUACUCAAGGUCCAUCAAGUACCUUUUCAAGUAUGUCCAUAAAGGGUCUGACAGAACAACUGCAACGAUGGAAUCUAUCGACACCACAGAAGAGAUAGACGAGAUUAAAACAUAUCUUGACUGCAGAUACAUAUCGGCAAUUGAAGCUUGCUGGAGAAUCUUCCAAUUCGACAUACAUUAUCGAAAGUCAUCAGUUGAAAGAUUACCAUUCCAUUUACCCGGAGAGCAUACAGUAAUAUUCGGAGAAGAUAAGUGCACCGAAGAUGUCUUGGCCACACCUGGAGUAGAUAAAACAAAGUUUACUGAAUGGUUAGAGACAAACAAAAAUAACGAGGAUGCCCGAGAGCUAGCUUAUUCUGAUUUCCCUACAUUUUGGGUUUGGAAUUCGAAAGAUAAAAUAUGGACAAGAAGAAAACAUGGAGUUGCAAUUAGAAGAAUAUACUUUGCACACCCUUCAACAGGAGAACGCUUCUACAUGAGGAUGCUAUUAAAUUUUGUUAAAGGAUGCACUUCUUAUGAAAGUAUUAGAACGGUGAAUGGAGUGACAUAUUCAACUUUCAAGGGUGCAUGUUAUGCUUUGGGAUUAUUGGAUGAUGAUAAAGAAUGGAUUUACUGCUUGACUGAAGCUGCAAUUUGGGCUACUGGAAAUGAAUUAAGGCAUCUUUUUGUAACAAUCCUCAUUCAUUGUCAGGUUUCUGAUGCGGCAAAACUUUGGCAAUCAAACUACACUACAUUGUCAGAAGACAUUGUUACAUUACAAAGAAAAAGAUUUAGAAUUAAGGAUCUUCAACUAAAUGAUCAACAAGUUGAAGCAUACACAUUGUUUGAAAUUGAAAGUAUCAUGCAAAAGAUGGGAAAAAGUUUGAAAGACAUAGAUGGAAUGCCCCUGCCUAAUCCGUCUUUGAUGAGAGAAUCGGCUUAUGAAGCAAUACUACAAUCUGUAGAGAAUGAAGAAGGUCAUUUAUUUUUUAUCAGUGGACAUGGUGGUACAGGCAAAACAUUUCUAUGGAAUACACUUAUUGCAAAACUCAGAUCAGAAUCGAAAAUAGUCUUGCCAGUUGCAACUUCAGGCAUAGCAGCUUUGUUAUUGCCUAAUGGCAGGACCGCUCAUUCGCGGUUUCAUAUUCCCUUGGAGGUUUCAGCUGAGUCAACUUGUGAAAUUCGACAUGGAACCCUACUAUCUGAACUCUUGAUGAAGACUUCAUUGAUCAUUUGGGAUGAAGCACCCAUGGCAAAUAAGUAUUGCUUUGAAGCUUUAGAUAAGACCUUAAGAGAUAUUCUAAGAACAAGGUAUGAGAAUAGCACUACCAAACCUUUUGGAGGACUUACAAUAAUAUGCGGAGGAGAUUUUCGGCAAAUAUUGCCAGUUGUACCAAAGGGUACAAGAGCAGAUAUUGUUGACGCAUCUCUUAAUUCAUCCUACCUAUGGCCAUUUUUUAAAAUAUAUGAGCUGAACCAAAAUAUGAGGCUCUAUAAUGCAAGUGUCGAUGAAUAUGAGGUUGCUAAAAUAGCCUCUUUUGACAAAUGGUUGUUGCAGAUUGGGGAUGGUUCAUUAUAUGAUGACAUUGAUAGAGAACUUAUUAAAAUUCCAUCUGAUAUCUAUAAAAAACCAUCUAAUGAUCCCAUGAAUGCUAUGGUCGAAGCUAUCUACCCUUCACUAUUGCAUAAUUAUAGUGACCCAACCUAUUUGAAAGAAAGAGCAAUACUAACUCCAAAAAAUGAAGUGGUCCAUGAGUUGAAUGAGAUGAUUAUGAAUAUGAUACCAGGAGAAGGAAGGACUUAUUUAAGCUCAGACAGUAUAUGCAAAGCAAGCAUAAACACAAAUGAAGAGGAUCUUUUGUAUCCAACUGAGUUUUUGCAUAGUUUGAAAUUUAAUGGCAUCCCAAAUCAUGACAUAAACCUAAAGGAAGGUGCUCCAGUAAUGCUCCUCAGAAAUUUAAAUCAAACAGAAGGUUUAUGCAAUGGCACAAGACUGAUUGUCACCCGCCUUGGUAAAUGGUCAAUUAGAGGUGAUAUCAUCUCAGGAACAAACAUUGGUCAAAAUGUAACAAUACCAAGAAUAAUCAUGUCCCCGAAUGAAUCCAAGUGGCCAUUCAAGCUUAAUAGAAGACAACUCCCGUUGGCACCAUGCUUUGCCAUGACUAUCAAUAAAAGCCAAGGACAAUCACUCAAACAUGUCGGAUUGUAUCUUCCUAAGCAAGUAUUCACUCAUGGCCAAUUAUAUGUCGCGGUAUCUCGAGUCACUACAAGAGAAGGAUUGAUUAUAAUAAAUGCUGAUAAUGAGGUGGAAGACCCAACAUUCAUCAAGAAUAUCGUGUACAAAGAAGUAUUUCAAAAUACUCUCUCAUCAUCCCGCAAAAGAAAGGAAAAGCAGUAA